This is a messenger RNA of Perognathus longimembris pacificus (Pacific pocket mouse), 1364 nucleotides long. It is a transcript of the gene Plaat5, whose product is annotated as phospholipase A and acyltransferase 5. The transcript has 8 exons. The coding region runs from base 1 to 1191 and encodes 396 amino acids. The record is from RefSeq and is a predicted model, not a curated record. Gene Ontology annotation, biological process: N-acylphosphatidylethanolamine metabolic process. Gene Ontology annotation, cellular component: cytoplasm. Lineage: Eukaryota; Metazoa; Chordata; Mammalia; Rodentia; Heteromyidae. Gene Ontology annotation, molecular function: glycerophospholipid phospholipase A1 activity; A2-type glycerophospholipase activity.
AUGGAGGCAGCAGCAGUGGACCGUUCCUCGGCGCCGGCCCAGCGCCUUGGGUCCCGCGGCUCCGAGGACCGGGGCCGCGUCGAGCCUAGGGUGGCCUGGGGACCGGCGGAUGUCAGCGGCGGGAUGGGCCUGCAUCCGGCCGUCCGGUGGGAGCCCGCCUCGAGAGCCAGCAGUGCGGGGUCCCGGGAGGGCUCGCCGGCCCCGGGACGCUCCGCCGCGCUCCUCCCGGGCCCGCCCCCGGAGCCGGGCCCGACCCCGCGGGGCCGCCGGGCGCGGAGGCCGCCCUGGCUGGUGCUCCGCUUGCCGUCGCUGAGGAGAGUGUGGGCCUCGAGGAAAGGCACGUGGGGCGGGGCGGCCGCUGGCCGGGCCGUGAAGCGCGGGGUGGGCCGGAGCGCGCGCGGCCUGCCACCGUCCGCGGCCUCCCCUCCCGCACCCCGGAGCCCGUCCCCAGCAGUCCUCCCCACACCCCCACUCAUCCAGACACGGGAGUGCGUGUUCAAAAAUGGGAUCCAAGAAUCGGCGGAGUCCCAAGCCUUGGUCCAGCUUCUGCCCAAGCAGUCCCGGCAGAGCAUCGUAGAACAGAGCCAAAGCAUCAUCCACCAGGGGGAGAAGCCUACAAUUACCUUGGAGACUGCACUCAGCCAGAAGAGGGUGGAGUUGAAGUCAGCACUGAAGUCUGAGAGCGAAGGCAAGUUAGUAAAGCAAGUAGAUGAGAUCAAACCAAGACCGAGGCCUGGAGACCUGAUUGAGAUUUUUCGGAUUGGCUACGAGCACUGGGCCAUCUACAUGGAAGACGACUGCGUGGUCCACCUGGCUCCCCCAACUGAAGGAGUCGGGGCCGGCAGCAUCACUUCGAUCUUCAGCAACCGUGCAGUGGUCAAAUACAGUCGCCUAGAGGAUGUGCUCCACGGCUGCUCCUGGAAGAUCAACAACAAGCUGGACGGGACGUACCUGCCCUUCCCCGUGGAGAAGAUCAUGGAGCGCACCAGGAACAUGGUCAACAAGAUAGUGCAGUACAGCCUGAUCGAAGGGAACUGCGAGCACUUCGUCAAUGACCUCAGAUACGGGGUGCCCAGAAGCCAGCAGGUGGAGCAUGUCCUGAUGGAAGGAGCGAGGGCCGCAGGCGCUGUCAUUUCAGCUGUCAUGGGUGGCAUAAAGCCCAAACCGGAAGGCGCCUUGCUGGUUUCUUAGGCGGACGCCAGCCUGCCGGGCGGGCAAACCUUGAGGACGGGCAUGGCGAGCUUCUGUUUGAACAUUUCCAGUAAUGAAGAGCUCUUUGCCCAAGUUCUUGUCAUUGAAUGAAAAUGUCUCUAGCUUCUUUCCAUAAAACUUCACCCUGCCCUUUUGGGCCCACAGUGUAUUUC